Molecule: messenger RNA, 1672 nt
Organism: Boleophthalmus pectinirostris (great blue-spotted mudskipper)
Lineage: Eukaryota; Metazoa; Chordata; Actinopteri; Gobiiformes; Gobiidae
Gene: mmachc
Product: metabolism of cobalamin associated C
Exons: 5
Coding region: 168-1037 (289 amino acids)
Biological process (GO): cobalamin metabolic process
Cellular component (GO): cytoplasm
Molecular function (GO): FAD binding; cyanocobalamin reductase (cyanide-eliminating) (NADP+) activity; demethylase activity
Source: RefSeq, a predicted model, not a curated record
ACGGGCGAUGUGCUUGCUGGGUAAAGUAGUUCAUACGGAGCAUGUUAUUUGCUUUAUGUCGAACUUUGCGUGCAUUUUCAGCAAUAUUAUAGCACAUUUUUGUAGAUUACUAAUUGUACUAACAUUAAUUUGUUCUGUGAAGUCAUCUCUCCGUACAGCUUUAUUUUAUGUUGACUCUCCAUAAUCAAACAACUCAUAUCCCACAAUGCACAGUUUUAAUGUGUGUACUUCUAGCUAUGGCGGCGUCCACUGUCAAUGUGGAAAAUGUAAUCAAACUUCUUCAAGAGUCUCUUUGUAAACUGGGGUUUGAAGUAAAACCUUUAAAGGUUGGUUGGUAUAAUCAUGUGCUGCCUGCCUCUCUGCACCUGUCCUAUCCAGAGGACACUCUUGCUGUUGUGGUGCUCAGUACUCCUUCCAUGUUUGAACUUGCUUUUUUGCCAUUUCUGGAAGAGCAGUCCUGUCAGGGGCUGUCUGACCCCAUAGACCAGUGUGUGAAGCACUGUGUGUCCUCCGCUGUCUCACGGAGUUUUUCAGAUCGUACUGUUGCUGUAAGAUAUGACUAUGAGCUGUUUCCAAGUCGUAAACCAAAGUUCCUGGCACAAACUGCAGCCCAUGUCUCAGGAGCAGCUUUCUACUACCAACAGUCUGAUGUCCCGGAGCAGCCCUGGGGGGAGAAGAAGAUGUAUGGAGUGUGUGUGCAUCCACAGUUCGGAGGCUGGUUUGCUAUCAGAGCUUUGCUGGUGUUUGAAGAUGUGACGCUAGGUCCUGAACUGCAGCAGCCUCAUCCACCCGACUGUGUGCCCUCCAGAGAGGACAGGAUACGUUUACUGGAGGCUUUCAACUUUCAUUGGCAGGACUGGACUUACAGAAACAUCAUCAGCCCAGUCCAGAUCUACUCAGAGAAACAGAAGGACUAUUUCAGCACUCCACCUGCACAGCGUAUUGAUCUUUUAAAGACCUGGGGAUUUCUACAGAAAGACAACUCUGAAGGUGAACCGACUUCAGACACACAGAGACUGGCAAACGGGCAUGGAUGACCUGUGGGAACUACUGCACUGACUACUGCACUACCCAAUAUAAGCACACAGAAGGGAAUCGGGUAUGGAGAGAGAGUUCAGAGUACACUGGAUUUUAGAAAAGUAGAUUAACUAUUAUGUUAUGUCCCUUUCACACCACUCUGUUUAACAGUAUACUUCAAUCAUAUUCAGGGCUUUUUAAAUCAGGCACUUCUGCUUCUUCUAAAUAAUAUGUUGCCUUACUUGUAGUCUUGAUAUUGUUGCAGUGCAUCAGUGUUUUCUUUUCAGGUUUGCUUGAUUGUUCAUUGUCAUUAUAGACUGCAUUGAUCCAAUUGCAGGAGGCCAGUCUUUCACACUCCUAGCUUGUUUCAUUAUAGUUCUAAACUGCUUCUGGUCUGCUUCCUUGUAUAAUUAAAGACCAAUAAUGCGCAAAAUGCGAAAUGCCAAAUUACUGUUUGUUAGGGUUGACAGAUUUUAUUCAUCUGUCCAAAUAUAAUCUUUACACUUGACAUGCACAUGUAAGGACUAACCAGUAGAUGUCACUGUUGCCCUCAUUAUCGAACGGGAUCUUCGGCUAUGCAACAAAAUCAUCACCGUCAUCAAGUAUAACGUCUAAAGUUCUGACUCUGCCAAUAAAAUAAUUAUCAAACAAUUUA